Messenger RNA from Haliotis rubra (blacklip abalone), 1502 nucleotides. RefSeq lists its product as uncharacterized. The record is from RefSeq and is a predicted model, not a curated record. Gene Ontology annotation, cellular component: membrane. Lineage: Eukaryota; Metazoa; Mollusca; Gastropoda; Lepetellida; Haliotidae. Bases 332 to 1345 code for a protein of 337 amino acids. The transcript is spliced from 10 exons. Gene Ontology annotation, molecular function: wide pore channel activity.
UGAGUAAGUUGGUGAGUGAGUUUAGAGAGUAGUUUUAUCUCAUUCUUCAUUACUUACUGCAUAUCUAUGCAUUCUUCCAGCACUACUGCACACACGAGCUUGGACAUGCUCUCGGAUUUCCUCACGAACACAAGAGCUACAAGCGAGUUGGAUACGUCCGUCCCAAUUUCCAAAACGUUAACCCUUCAGACUGGGGUAUAUACCGACAGCAUAGUCCCAAAAGUACUGUAGACCUGCGAUAUGACAUGACCAGCCAUAUGCAUUACAACCCCACAGGUUUCUCCAAUAAUGGCUGGUACACCCAGACCGUGCGUUCUGAGACCUUCAACCUAUGCUACAGAACAGGGGCAACGUGUACUACUCCUGGCACGCCCUCGCCCACGCCUACAGCUGCAUCGGAGGAGAGGUGUCCAAAUGGGGCGGCUGUGACGUGCGUCAACGACGGCUUCGUCUCCUACAUCGACAACAGCAUCUGCGCAUGUAUCUGCCCGCCUGGCCUGGAUCCCGCCAAAGGCCAGCCUCUGACGUCAUAAAACAGGUGCCCGCCCCCACCAAAUGGCCCGGGGGCACAUACGCCCUGCCGUCCCCAGCUGACGGGUGCCCCGGGGACGUGUUCCUGGAGGGGUCUGUACAACACACCAGUGACGGGGGCAGCACACAGAGCGACAUCGUGCACGUGAAGGGGGAGUUCACAGCCAGCAGCUUCAAGUACCACUUCUGUGUGAAGGAUACUUCCACCAGCACUGACGCUGACACAGCUGAAUGGGGACCAGGCAGAUACUGUAUACUGAAGAAAGGAGACUGUCCUACUGGUUUUGAAAGUGGAUACAUCAAGUUUGACAACCUUGCCGAGACCACCACAACUACAUCUGGAUCCGUGCCCGACGGUGUCUAUGAUGCAGACACUCAGUUUGAUUUCUGUUGCCGUGACGAUGGCUACCCCAUCGUCCCACUGAAACUCCCCAACACUAAACCCUUCAUCUUGUUCCGUCACAAUGGAGAAUCCGAUGCCUGUCAAGAAGUUGAUGGGAUGCUGGCAUUCCGGGAAUACCUUACCUUUGACGACGACAAUGAAGGCCAGUCCGCCUACAGCCCCAAGUUUCUGUCAAAGAAAUUCAUUUACUGCUACUAUGUUCCUGCAAACAAAGACUGUGGAGGCCUGUAUACGUUGACCAAAGACAAUCCUACCAUGACAAUAACAUCCCCGGCUAUCCCAGUCUGUACCCCAACAAUGUGGACUGUUUCUGGAUAUUUACGGCACCUGAGGACUCAACUAUCUUGUUGGACUUUGAUGACUUCGACAUCGCCACUUCAGGAUCAGGAUGUGAAGAUGAACUCCGUGUGAGAUCUGUUCUGCUGGGCGAGAACCCUUCACGUACAUAUUGUGGGGACUCCCAACACCGCAGCAUCCGGACUGUACGGAAACACCCUGUCUCUCAACCUCAGGACCACCCCCGAGGGGCAGAGGAAGGGCUUCAAGGCCAAAGUCAGCCUGGUCACAC